This is a messenger RNA of Prosopis cineraria, 417 nucleotides long. RefSeq names its product protein RDM1-like. The transcript has a single exon. Gene Ontology annotation, cellular component: nucleus; RNA polymerase V complex. The record is from RefSeq and is a predicted model, not a curated record. The coding region runs from base 1 to 417 and encodes 138 amino acids. Lineage: Eukaryota; Viridiplantae; Streptophyta; Magnoliopsida; Fabales; Fabaceae.
AUGUAUGCAUGCAUUGUGAUUUGUGAUGAUGCAGAAGGUAUAUUGGAGGUGGCAAAGGAAUACCAGAAGAGGAUGAAGAAAACUCCAAUCCCGAGAGCUCGUCUUUCAAAUGCAAUGGCAGUGAACUGGCAAGGAUUGGCAAAAACUCUGGAAAACUCGUACGGACAGCCACUUCACUAUCUGACUCACAUGCUCUGCAAGCAAUGGGACAAGUCCAGAUUUGGAGCUGAAGAUGGUGAGAAGCCAUUGGACAGCAUUCUGAGUGCAGAGAAAGCAGAAUCCAUCUUGUGGGAAGUUGAAGCAGUUCAUAGACUCUCCUCUUCUCAUGUUCAUCUCUCAACUCUUUGGCUCACUGAUCCUCACUUUGAAGCUUUUGUUGAUCAAGUUAUUCUUCCUCCUCCUCCUCCUCCUUCUUGA